Messenger RNA from Benincasa hispida (wax gourd), 1718 nucleotides. Its product is annotated as PHAF1 protein At3g51130. The record is from RefSeq and is a predicted model, not a curated record. Lineage: Eukaryota; Viridiplantae; Streptophyta; Magnoliopsida; Cucurbitales; Cucurbitaceae.
UUUCGGUUGCCCAUGUUUUGGAGUUAGCGUGGGAAGUGGUAAGACCAAGAAGCGUAUUUCCGAACUGUGCGAUACAAAACUUGGCAUUAGAAAUCUGAAUUCUCACCACCUGUCUUGCUCGAAUCGCGAAACCCACGGAACAGAGAAAUUGAACCGUCCAAUAAUCCAAAACCAAACCCCCCAACGAUGCAUCAGAGAUCUAGAAGACGCUGUGAGGGCACGGCUAUGGGUGCCAUCGUCCUCGAUCUUCAACCCGGCCUUGGCCUUGGCCCCUUCAAUCUCGGAAUGCCAAUUUGUGAAGCAUUUGCACAAAUAGAGCAGCGCCCUAACAUCUAUGACGUUGUCCAUGUGAAAUACUUCGACGAGGAGCCUCUGAAACUCGAUAUUGUUAUCAGCUUCCCAGACCAUGGUUUUCAUCUUCGGUUUGACCCUUGGUCACAGAGGUUACGUCUUAUUGAAAUAUUUGAUGUAAAGCGACUUCAAAUGCGAUAUGCUACUUCUCUGAUUGGAGGACCAUCCAAUCUUGCUACCUUUGUAGCUGUGUACGCACUUUUCGGGCCCACUUUUCCUGGAAUUUAUGACAAAGAUAGGGGUGUUUACACUCUAUUCUAUCCAGGACUUUCAUUUGCAUUUCCAAUACCAAGCCAAUAUACAGAUUGUUGCCAUGAUGGAGAAGCGGAGCUACCUUUGGAGUUUCCUGAUGGUACAACCCCGGUUGCAUGUCGAGUCUCCAUAUUUGAUAGUUCUACAGUAAAAAAGGUUGGAGUAGGAGCCUUAAUGGAUAAGGCUUCUGCUCCCCCAUUGCCUGCUAACAGCCUUUAUAUGGAGGAGGUCCAUGUUAAGCUUGGUGAUGAAUUAUACUUUGCUGUGGGUAGUCAGCAUAUUCCUUUUGGUGCAUCACCACAGGAUAUUUGGACAGAAUUAGGGCGCCCUUGUGGGAUCCAUCAAAAACAGGUAGAUCAAAUGGUUAUUCAUUCUGCUUCUGAUCCCCGUCCCAGGACAACCCUUUGUGGAGAUUACUUCUAUAACUAUUUUACCCGUGGUUUGGACAUCUUAUUUGAUGGGCAGACUCAUAAAAUCAAGAAGUUUGUUUUGCAUACCAAUUACCCUGGUCAUGCUGAUUUCAAUUCAUAUAUCAAGUGCAACUUUGUAAUCCAUGUUUCAGGUUCUUUUGAUGAAGCGAACAGUAAAAACUCUAUAACCCCUAGCACGAAGUGGGAAGAUGUUAAGGAAAUCCUUGGGGAUUGUGGUCGAGCUGCCAUCCAAACGCAAGGUUCAACAAACAAUCCUUUUGGAUCUACUUUCGUCUAUGGCUAUCAGAAUGUUGCAUUUGAGACAUUAUAAGUUGAUUGCUUUAUUAAAGGCAGUCUGUUAAUGAGCAUCAAUGACAUGGGCAGGUGAUGAAAAAUGGUUACAUUGCCACAGUUACCCUCUUCAAGUCAUGAUGGCUUCUUACUCUUGUUCAAUUUGUAAUGGCUGUUUAAAGAAAAUGAAGUGAGCUUUGCAUAUGAUUAGUUCUUCAGCACUUCAUUGCUGGUUUGGUUAUGCGGGUUAUCCAGCUUCUGUGUAAAUUCUCACCUUGUAUGAAGCACCAAAUACUCAACUAGGCAUUAAUUAUCAUGAUGGACAGCAUAAUGAUGUACAUAACUAUUGAUUUGUAUAUAUAUAAUAUGAUACUGUUUCAAUGAACAUGUUCACGGGAUCUUGUUCCUCCAGUA